This is a messenger RNA of Aspergillus caelatus, 1233 nucleotides long. RefSeq names its product peroxidase family protein. The record is from RefSeq and is a predicted model, not a curated record. The coding region runs from base 1 to 1233 and encodes 410 amino acids. Gene Ontology annotation, molecular function: peroxidase activity. Lineage: Eukaryota; Fungi; Ascomycota; Eurotiomycetes; Eurotiales; Aspergillaceae. The transcript is spliced from 7 exons.
AUGGGGCAUAUUGAAAAGAGAUGUCCUUAUCCAAAUAUACAAUAUCUAGUCAAGGCGGGUGUGCACAAGCGCUUGCUGAUAGAUUCUAUGAGAUCUCCAAUUGAUAUCACUGGGGAGCAUACCUUCCAGCCUCCAGAUUUUGAGAAAGGUGAUCAGCGUGGACCUUGUCCUGGCCUGAACGCUUUGGCGAACCAUGCAUAUAUCCCUCGCAGCGGUGUCGUGUCUUUCACCGACGUAAUUGCUGCCAUCAAUGAAGUAUACGGGAUGGGAGUCGAUCUUGCGACGAUCCUCGGCGCGAUGGGUACAGUUUGGACAGGGAAUCCACUGUCUUUAGAUCCCAGCUUUUCCAUUGGAGGAAGGGAUACAGGCGUGAGCAAUCUUCUAGGGAACCUUGGGGGUCUCCUUGGCGAGCCACAAGGCCUCAUUGGCUCCCACAAUUUCAUUGAAUCUGAUUCUUCCAAUACGCGCGAUGACCUCUAUACAACCGGCAACAACCACGCUCUCAACAUGAGCAAGUUCAUGGAAUGGUACGACAUGUCCAUGGACGGCACAUUCAGCAUGGACCUGAUGGCAAAACGAGCGAAGAUUCGUAUGGAUCAAACCAAGCAGACCAAUCCAGAUUUCUACUACGGGCCAGUGACUGGGUUGAUUGCGCGCAACGCCGGUUAUCUAUUUCCGGCAAGACUUUUUCGAAAUUAUUCACGAGUUAAUCCAGAGGGCAUUUUGACCAAGGAAAUAGUUCGUAAUUUCUUUGCUAUCUACGGCGAAGAGGGCAACUUUACCUAUCGGGAAGGGUGGGAAAGAAUCCCUGAGAACUGGUACAAGACUCCAGUAGACUAUGGUUUGGUGCAACUCAACCUUGACACACUCGACUGGCUCCUGAAGUAUCCCGAGCUCGGAAGUAUAGGAGGAAACACUGGAGCCGUUAAUAGUUUCACAGGAAUCGAUUUAUCUGAUGCGACAGGUGGCGCCUUCAACCUAACCACCCUCUUGGAGGAAAACAACCUCCUCUGCUUUGCGUUUGAAGCCCUGAAAUUCCUCAGCCCUAACGCGCUCGCAGGGCUGUACAAGGCUUUGUCUAUACCAUUGGAUAUGAUCAAUGAUGCAAUAUCCACACCAUUGUUGAACUUCUCAUGUCCCGCAUUCAAAGAUAUGCAGAUUGGUGGAAAGCCAUUCUGGGAAGCUAUCCAGAAUGACUUUCCUGGGGCUGCGAAAAGUGGUGGCGCAUUUUGA